GUUCGUGUUGAGUUGACAAUAAGUAGACACACCUCCUCAGAUCUCCAGUUGUGUAGUGACCGCCACAGAAAACACACGCCAUGUCCGGAGAUAACCUCACCGCCGUCUUACACCAGACGAAAGACCUCAGAUUGGAGCAAACUCCGAUCCCUGUGAUAAACGACGAUGAGGUGCUGCUGCGUAUGGACUGCGUGGGUAUCUGCGGAUCCGACGUGCACUACUGGCAGAGUGGCGCCUGCGGUCACUUUGUGCUCAAAGAGCCCAUGAUCAUGGGCCAUGAGGCUUCUGGCGUCGUUGCCAAGGUUGGUGCCAAAGUGAAGAACCUGGUACCAGGCGACCGCGUAGCGAUCGAGCCGGGCGUGCCAUGCCGCUACUGCGAGUUCUGCAAGUCGGGCCGUUACCACCUCUGCCCCGACAUCAUCUUCUGCGCCACGCCGCCCUGUCACGGCAAUCUCGCGCGCUUCUACAAGCACGCGGCCGACUUCUGUUACAAAUUACCAGACCACGUAUCAAUGGAAGAGGGCGCUUUACUAGAACCCCUGUCAGUGGGUAUCCACGCGUGCCGCCGCGCCGGCGUCACUGGAGGCUCCACCGUGCUCGUUCUAGGCGCGGGACCGAUAGGCCUGGUCGUCAUGUUAGCUGCUAAGGCGUUCGGCGCUAGCAAAGUUCUCAUCACAGACAUCCUCCAAUCCCGUCUGGACUUCGCGAAGAAGAUGGGCGCGGACGCGACCAUGCUGGUCACCCGCGACGACAACGAAGCCGACUUAGUGGCCCGCACCCAUCAGCUGUUGGGCGAGCACCCAGACUUCAGCAUAGACGCGAGCGGCGCGCAGUCCACCGUGCGGCUUGCCAUGCUGGCGACCAAGUCAGGCGGUACCGCAGUGCUGGUUGGAAUGGGCAGUCCGGAGCUCACCGUGCCCCUGGCGGGCGCCAUGAGCCGCGAGGUUGACAUUCGAGGCAUCUUCCGCUACGUUAACGAGUACCCCAUCGCGCUAGCAAUGGUUGCGAGCGGCAAGAUCAACGUGAAGCCGCUGGUGACGCACCACUUCUCGUUAGAGGAGACCCUGGAGGCCUACGAGACCGCGCGCCAGGGCGCCGGCAUCAAGGUCAUGAUACACGUGCAGCCCCGGGACACCAACAACCCGCAGAAAUUCUAAACCUGUUGUAAAAUAAUGUCGAGCGAGGCGGUCAUAUAACUUGAUUCCUACUUUUCAAGAGUUGUAAAAGAAGUGUAUGUACAAAAGUUGAUUGUAAAAGAGAAGUCUAGGGAAUAAUCGUGCCUCUAGGUAAGUUUGACAACAAUGACUAGACAAGAGUCCAUUUAGACUUAUAUUGACCGGGAUACAGACCGUGAUUACCUUUUGUAUUGUUUAUGAGCUCCCGAUAUUUCGACGCAGUUACAUGCAUCUUGUUCACGGCACAGCAUGGCACUGCGUUGAAAUAUCGGGAGCUCAUAAACAAUACAAAAGGUAAUCACGGUCUAUAUCCCGGUCAAUAUAAGUCUAGUGAAACUAACCGUGAAUCACUCAAAACUCUUAAGAGUCCAUCUAUUCUUCUUUUAAUAUUUGCGUCAACUUAUAACCAACGUUACCGUAUAAUGUACUACAGGGCCCUACGGUGACAUCUACGUCAGCUGUCAAAUUCGAAGCACGGAUUUAAUAACUGCCACUGCCCACUGGUUCCGAUACUUACCGACCAUUUCUGUCCUCUAGUGAAAAAGGGUACAAGUCUCGCGCAGCACCAGUAAUAUAUGAUCAUUGUCAAGAGGGCGCCGUUAUUCUCAUGUAUGAAGUGACAGUUCAGUAUAGUAUGAAAUAAAUACCGGCCAAGUGCGAGUCGGACUCGCGCACGAAGGGUUCCGUACUAUUACGGAAAAAAACAGCAAAAAAAAAACACGUUUGUUGUAUGGGAGCCCCAUUUAAAUAUUUAUAUUAUUCUGUUUUUAGUAUUUGUUGUUAUAGGGGCAACAGAAAUACAUCGUCUGUGAAAAUUUCAACUGUCUAGCUAUCACGGUUCAUGAGAUACAGCCUGGUGACAGACAGACGGACAGCGGAGUCUUAGUAAUAGGGUCCCGUUCUUACCCUUUGGGUACGGAACCUUAAAAAUUAGUUCCAGUAAAAUCCCGCAACAUGGCGCGUGAUCAUAUAUUACUGGUCAGGCUUUACAUGGUAAUUACGCCCUUUUAUAACUGCGCUGCCCGAGACUUGUACCCUUAUUCACUAGUGCCAGUUAUAUUGGAAUACCAAUGUUCAAUUCUAUUCAGAAGACGCAUUAAGGUUUUUAAAAUAUGAAAUUUCGUGAAAAUCGUGUUUGGAAAAUUAAUUUGUCUAAGUUUUGACACGUUUACAGGGUUACUUUUUUAAAUCUUGCAUUGUUGUAAAUGCAUAGUUACUUAUUUAUUAAAGCUACGAACAAUUAACAAAACUACAUUUAACUGUGCUACUUCUGCAAGUUACCUUUGAGUGGUGCUCUAACUAAGCCAUUAAUAAAUAAAAUAAUAAAAAUGUUAUUUAUUCAGAUAUCAACCCAUCAAUUAAUUUAAUCAGUAAAUGCCAACUAUAUUAAAUUUAACUAUUUUAAACUAAACUAUAAUUAAAGCUAUAAAACUAAUUAAAUAGUUGCAGCGGAGGCCUUGCUCAUACAGUAGCAGGUUGCGUACACUACGUUAACAACGCUGUUCGUCGUUUCGCUCACUCUCCCGACAAACGACCAGUGACUUUUACGCAUUAUAGCGUAAGAGUCAUCUACUCUGUUCACGUAAAAUUGUAAAUGUUAGAAGUAAGAAUGUUGUGAAUUAUUGUACAUAGGUAAUAGUCGUUUGAUUUGUAGCUGGCCCUGAACGGCUAAUCCUUUGUAUAUUGCUAAACCGUACGUGCUACUACCUGCAAAAAAAGGGUCGUAUAAUUCUAAUUGGCACCUGAGCGCGGGCUAGUCCAACGCUCAAAAAACCUGCGCUCUCCGAUAACGCACCUUUGUUACGCAUCUCAAUGACCCAUUUUAGACUGGUUCUGUAGCGUUCGACUCGCCGGCACUCAGUAGCCAUAGAGACCACACACACCCUCGCAAAAUAUUUUUCCAUUAGUUCAUUUUGAAUCUUAUUCCAAUUACCAUAGAGUCUUAUAACCAAAUAUAGCGACCCAACCUUUUUUUAUGCAGGAAGGUGGCACGUGCGGUUUUACAAUAGACAAAGGAUUAGCCCUAUGGGGCCAGCUACAAAUCGAACGACUAUACGUAACAUGUAUUUUAUAGGCGCUGUUGGCGAAAUAAUAAUAAUGUAGCUUGAUAUUUUGAAACACUGAAAUAAAUUAUUUUAUUACA
Molecule: messenger RNA, 3318 nt
Organism: Cydia strobilella
Lineage: Eukaryota; Metazoa; Arthropoda; Insecta; Lepidoptera; Tortricidae
Product: sorbitol dehydrogenase-like
Exons: 8
Coding region: 81-1157 (358 amino acids)
Biological process (GO): D-sorbitol catabolic process
Molecular function (GO): L-iditol 2-dehydrogenase (NAD+) activity; zinc ion binding
Source: RefSeq, a predicted model, not a curated record